GACCAGUAGAGAGUGGAGAAUGUCGAGCUUCAGAAGCCAAGUUACAUUCCAUCAGAACCAACCCGUUUGACCCGUUCUUUCGAGACAAGACCGGGACUCAGGAGACCUGUGACGCUUCCUUUUUGAGGGUCUGGAAUUAGAAUAAAAGGAAAUAACGUCCCGCCUGCUGAACCACCGAUCAUGGUCUAGCCCCUGGCUAGGUACCUACCCACAGGAGGUGCCUGGUACAUACCUAAUUUGGUGGCGAAGCCUAGCACUCAGCUGGCGGGCUGACAGCUCUGACUCGAAACUGCAUUUCCGAACGACAUCCUGGAGGAUUCUUUCUUUGCUGGUGUUCGGAUUCUGUAACACCUCGCGGCUCGUCCCAGUACAAUAAAAUGUCAUCUGAGCCAGCCGCUGAAUCGCCAGUCACCCCAAGCUUCGAGGGUCGCCUCAAGCUGCACGAGUUCAUGUUCCAGGAUGGCACAGCACCUCUGGGCAGCAGCACCAACGGGGCCAUUCGGCGAAGUAGCCGACUGACGACUCCUUCCGCGGCGGGAGCCUCACGCUCGCUGGUCCUGACGCCAGAGGUGUCCACAAACAGGACUCUGACGCUGUCGAAGCGGAAGGCAGUGGCAGGAUCAGGAGAUAUUUCCGAGCUCGGGAUAGCCUCACCCGCAUCCUCUCCCUCGCCACUAAAGCGGCAGCGGAGCAACGGAAACGGCAACGGAAGCGGCAACAACAGCAGCGGCAGCAGCCCCAGUCGCAGCGGCAGCCUGGGCCGGGGCCGGGGCCGGGGCAAAUCCGGGUACGCGCCGCCCAGCACCUACGCGCACCUGUCGCAGCUGCCGGACGCGAUGGCGCCGAACAUGCUCGUGCUCUUCGUGGGGCUCAACCCGGGCAUCGAGACGGCGCGGCAGCAGCACGCGUACGCGCACCCGAGCAACCUGUUCUGGAAGCUGCUGGCCUCGUCGGGCGUGACGCCGCGCCUGUGCGCCGCCUCCGAGGACCGCUCCAUGCCGCGCCUCUACGGCCUCGGGCUCACUAACAUUGUCUCGCGGCCGAGCCGCAACGGCGCCGAGCUCAGCAAGGCCGAGAUGGACGCCGGCGUGUGCGUCCUCGAGGAGAAGGCGAGGCGCUGGCGGCCGGAGGUGGUCUGCGUCGUCGGGAAGGGCAUAUGGGAGAGCGUCUGGCGAGUCCGGCACGGAAGGCCGAUCGGGAAGGCGGACUUCAAGUACGGCUGGCAGGACGAGGCGGAAAACAUGGGCGUCGUCGGCGAGGCGGGGCAGAAGGACGAGGAGAAAGAGGAUGGGGUGGAGUACAGAGAUGAUUGGAAGGGUGCCAGGGUUUUUGUUGCUACGAGCACGAGCGGGCUGGCUGCAACGCUGAGGCCGGCGGAGAAAGAGGUGAUCUGGAGGGAGUUGGGAGAAUGGGUCGAAACGAGGAGGAAGGAGAAGACGGCUGCGGUCACAUCCUCAUCGUAAAUCGUAAAUUAGAAAUCGGGAUGGAAGGCAGGCAUCUCGACUUUUGUAGAGACUACUAGUCUGAGAAGUUUGCAUUCAACAUUAUCGACGUGUUGCGGAACUUGAUCUAAUAAAUAAUUACUUGGAAAAAAGUGCGACGCCCGCCCACGCAGGGGUGUCCUAUCCAGGACAUCCCAUGAGCCAGGCGUCGCCGUAGUAGAAGUUGCCCCAAACGCCGAGAGGGUAGUCCUUCCCAGGGAGAAUACAUAGCGAACCC
This is a messenger RNA of Phialemonium atrogriseum, 1719 nucleotides long. RefSeq names its product hydrolase-like protein. The transcript has a single exon. The record is from RefSeq and is a predicted model, not a curated record. Lineage: Eukaryota; Fungi; Ascomycota; Sordariomycetes; Cephalothecales; Cephalothecaceae. Gene Ontology annotation, biological process: base-excision repair, AP site formation. The coding region runs from base 378 to 1463 and encodes 361 amino acids. Gene Ontology annotation, molecular function: uracil DNA N-glycosylase activity; pyrimidine-specific mismatch base pair DNA N-glycosylase activity.